Molecule: messenger RNA, 5352 nt
Organism: Sclerotinia borealis F-4128
Lineage: Eukaryota; Fungi; Ascomycota; Leotiomycetes; Helotiales; Sclerotiniaceae
Source: the annotation of a GenBank genome assembly
AUGGCUCGAGGAAAGUGGAUCGAUAAGAAGAAUGCGACACAUUUUCAACUUGUUCAUCGUCCUCAGAACGAUCCGUUAAUUCACGAUGAAUCUGCUUCGUCCAUGGUCCUAAAUCCCACCAAUGCCCCCAAUUUGAACAAAAUCAAAAAACUCGAAGAAUUAAACGCUGAGCUUGGUGCAGGUGUCGCACAUAUCAGAGAUAACGAAGGUGAAGCCGCAAACUACGGUGUUUACUACGAUGAUACCGAAUAUGAUUAUAUGCAACAUAUGCGCGUUUUGGGUCGUGGAGGUGGUGAAUCAACUUUUGUGGAAGCCACUGGACCAAAGAAUAAGAAUAAGGGGAAAGGAAAACAAACUUUGGAGGAUGCAUUGAGAGAUGCUAGUCUGGAAGAAAAGGCUGGAGCCGUUCUUGAUGAUGAGAUGUUGCCGUCCAAGAAUCUUCGAAAGGUUACCUAUCAAGCACAACAGAAUGUACCUGAUGCUUUAGCCGGUUUCCAACCUGAUAUGGAUCCAAGGUUGAGGGAGGUUUUGGAAGCCUUAGAGGACGAGGCUUAUGUAGACGAUGAUGACGAGAUUUUUGGAAAACUGGCACAGGAUGGGGAGGAAUUGGACGAUGAAGAGUUCGACGAAACUUGGGAUGAUGAAGAUGGAUGGGAAUCCGACGCCACCGCAAAACCUACGCAAGAAUACAAGGACGCACCUGUGACAACUCAAGAUAUUGAUAGUGAUGAGCGGGAGGAUCAUGGCGAUGGAGAUUGGAUGGCAAACUUCAGCAAAUUCAAAAAGGAUCAAAAGUCAAUCAAGGCUCAAGUUGCGCAAUCACAAGCCGACGUACAAUCAUCCUUAUUUACCACCACUACAAAUGGCGGAAGACACAAGAAGAGAAAGGGCGCUUUGACUAAUCCUUCCGCUUACUCCAUGACAUCGUCUUCAGUAUUCAGGACAGAAGGCCUUACUACACUUGAUCAGCGAUUUGAGAAAAUUGAGGAACAAUACAACGAGGAUUUCGAUGAUAUGGCCUCCGUCUCGAUGGCCUCGUCUUCGAUUUCUACUGUUGAGGGUGAUGUUCGUCAAGAUUUCGACAGUAUUAUGGAUGAAUUCCUGGGUACUCAUUCUAUGAGCGGUAAGACGAAUGUAAAGAAGAUGAAAUACCAGACUGGUAUGGAACAGCUGGACGAGGUUAGAAAGGGUCUCGGCCCGGCACGCUUCACCAGCUUCUCCAAUCGCUCCACUCGUACGCAAAAGGCUAACGCCAGAGGCGCACGAGGAAACUCAAAAAGUUCACGAGGAUCAAGAGGUCGCGGACAGACGGGUCGAGGAGCUUCAAAGAACUCCUCUGCUACUCCAUCUCCGAGCGCGACAACUACGGCGAAUCCCUUCGAAAAAGAGCGACUCGAGAAUGCUGCGAAGAGGGAACAACGAGGCCAAAACGGAACUACGACCAAUAACAGAGGAAGAGAAUCAUCGCGCGGCGAGUCGCAUACCAAUAAACAGGUUCGAUUCGCGACUUCACCAAUCGAGAACUCAGCUGGCUCGUCUGCCAGCGCAACGCCAUCAGAUAUGAAGACUUCUUCUGCCCUGGGGACUGCAACAUCUACACUCUCCAAUCCCUUCGCAUUCACAGGGAACAUAAAUUCGAAAACAUCAUCAAAGCUCUUUGGAGGAGCACCCACCGGACCCAGCGCCAAAACUACCUCGCCAUCACCUUUUGCUCCCUCGUCUAGCUCUAAUCCUCCAAAUACAAAUAAUUUCGGCCUUGCAACUGCAGCUCCAUCGACGGCUGUAAACCCAUUUGCCUCUUCAAAUACUAUUCGCACUGCUUCACCUUCGUCGAAUUUUGGUACCCCAUCAGGUGUCUCGACAACUCCUUUAUCUGCUCUAGUCAAUUCUCAAAAGCCAGGUAUCCUGAAAGCAACUAAAGGCGCGUCUUCGAAACAAGUCUCAUUCGAGGAGAAACCCGAAAAGCCUUUCCAGCAAAAUGCAUCGAAAGAGCCAUUUCAAUCAAGCAAUGGGUUCACGGAGAAAAAGAAUAAAGCGUCCAUUCAGUCAAAGGCAAGCUUCAAGAAUACCACAUCAACAUCCUUGGAAAUGGCCUCGUUCGGCUCGAGCAGUGAGCUAGCCAACAAUAUCAACACUCUUUUACGAAAAGAAAAAAUUUCACCACCACGAUGUGCCGCGAAUAAUCCUGGCGACCCACGCGAGAAGACGGCUGUAAUUACCUAUCUAGAUGAACUCAAGAAGUAUCGAACACGCGUCCGCGCAUCCCUUAUCCAAGGCGGCUUCAUCGAUGACCCGUCUAAACCCAAAAAGCUUAGCGAGGCUAUUGACUUCAAAGGGACAUGUGAUCAAAUGUGCCCGGAAGAAGAAAUCAUAAGAAGGAUCAUCGAAGAUGAUGUCCAGCGUUCAGAAAAGGAGAUGGUCCCCGAUGGAUCUAUGCGCCCUUCACCUCAGAUGAUGAUCAAGAAGUUGGCCAGAUCCGCUGCUGGAGAAGAUGCACCACUGCCUCAAGAUGUUCGAUCACCCGCUGCACUCAGACGAACACUUGACUAUCUCAUCGACACAGUUUUAGGAGAGGAUGAUAAUCUAGCAGCUCAGCAUGAAUUUCUCUGGGAUCGAACGCGAGCAAUACGUCGAGAUUUCGUAUUUCAAUCGUCAAUGAGUCCACCAGAGUUGACCGAUCAAGUUUACUGCCUCGAAAAGAUUACUCGGUUUCAUGUGACUGCGCUACAUCAGAUGUCAAAGCCUGAUGUCGCACCAGAGAACUUUGUGGAACAGCAAGAGGUUGAACAACUCAGCAAGUCUCUCCUUUCGCUCAUCCACGCCUAUGAAGAUUGCAAUCUUCAAAAUAUAUCUUGCGAGAACGAAGCGGAAUUUAGGGCAUAUUAUGUACUGCUCAAUAGUAGCAAUCCUGGAAUUUUGGAGACUGUACAAAAUUGGGGGUGGAAGUUUUGGGGAGAGUCAGAGCAAAUUAAGAUUGCCGUCGGUUUAGUUGAAUGUCUACAGAACACCUGGAGCCCUCGUGGUCCAUUACAACCAUUCUCGGUACUGAACGUCGCCCAAAAUGCCUUCUCCCGCUUCUUCACAAUAUUGAAAGGCCGAAAUGUGUCAUAUACCAUGGCUUGCUUCGCUGAGAUGCACUUCAAUGAAGUUCGAAAAAAUGCUUUGAAAACAAUAUUAUCGGCCUAUCAGCGACAGCGCGACCAACCAAAGGAUUGGAGUAUUGGCAAACUGAACCAAUAUUUGCACUUCGACGACCCAUGGGAUAUAGUUGACUUUGGUGAAUCAUAUGGUCUUCGAUUCGACGAGGUGGAUGACGAUUACUGCUUAUCAUUAGCACUAGAUAAUCAAGUCGUUGAACCCUUUCCUCCCAUCAAGCAACCUCAUUCUAGGGAGAUUGUCGAGCGAAAAUGUACUGGUUAUACUCUGACACAGGUGAUCGAUACGACUGUAUACGAAGGAGUAUCAGAAAUUACGAAUCAAGGUGAAGAUUCAAGUUCUGACGAUGGAUUGUUCGUGAAGGACAGCACUGGAGGGGUGAAAUCAUUACCUUCAGCAGGCACCAUUGCUGAACCGCCCAAAGCACCUGAACUUUCCAUUGCUCAGACAACACAGCAAGCCUUUUCAACCUCCCCCGCUACGCCAUUAUUUGGCUUUUCGUCUGCAAGCGAGACGAAUACCGCUACACCUUUUCUGGCAGAGAAGCCAAAGGAUGAAACUGCUCCUUCUGCUGCACCCACUCCAUUCACCCCACUUGCCCCCUUUAAAGUCACAUCAGCGAGUGCCCUACCCUCACCUAGGACUACAGAACCACCAAGGUCAACUUGGCCAUCCAAUAAUGCAGCAUCUCCGAAUCUACCCCAAACGACUCCUACAGCACCUCCAAAAUUCAGUUGGCCAUCGGACAACGCAGUGUCUUCGAACUUGCCACAAACAACUUCUACAGAAAUCAAAACAUUCAUUCCUCAAGCACCAGUUCCGCAAUUUACUCGACCCAAACUCAAUGAUUGGAGUUCUAGUUCCAAGCCUAUGCCUCAGUCCGUCUUUUCUGAGCCAGGAGGGCAGUCAUCCGUGCCCGAAUCCACUAAGGCCAGUACAUUUACUCCAACGCCACAACCUGACCUCAGCAACUUAUUCAAACCUGUCGUCAAAGUAGCCCCACAGCCGACUAUCCAAGCACUUGCACCUCACGUCUCUCCAUUAGACAACUUUGCCAAAUGGAUUGCCCUUGGGGAAGAUGGAAUCAUGGAACAAUUCAUGACAUAUACAGUCCAGAAUUUGGUGGAAGAGACGAUGGAAAUUUUUGUGAGAGAUGUGGCUGCAAAAGCAAGAAAAGAGGCCGAGCUUAUCGACGAAGAAGAGAAGAAAUUGGCACGAAAGGAAGCCGAUGAUUUCCGAAGUAACGCUCUAGCUGUGAAAUAUUGUAACAUGUGGCGGGCUAAUGCCCAUCAUCUUUGGGUACGUCGACAGGGGAGCAAAGCUCGAAGAGCUCGGAUAGAAUACGCUGAAAGCAUGAAAGCUUCCAGGGCAGCAUUCUCGGCUAGUGUUGUUGAGGAUUUCAGAGUUUCGACUUCAAAGGGUAGAAAGCGGGUAAGCAGCCCUUUUAAGGAUCGACGAUUAAGUUUAGGAAGUCUCUUGGAGGAAACUGGGGUGCUUGCGGGUGUCCACAACCCAAAGGACAAGAUACGAGAAAUUGUGCAUAACGGACAGGCCGAACAUAUCAACAAACGAUUGAAGUCUUCCGUAUCUUCUAUCGCGUCGGAUUCGACUUCAAAUACACAUAGACGCAAUCAGUCGGACCAUUCUUUGCAACGUUCCCUACUCUCAGAUCCUUCGUUCUUAAACGGGGGAUCUCGGAUACAUCUUAUGCCCAGUUAUCGAGCUGCAGAUGAGACCCGGCCACAGAUCAGUGGCGUACAAACCGACUACUUUCGAUUGAAAGCUAGAGGCAUCACCACUCUUCCUAAUGGGACACCUCUCGCUACCUCUGUGGCAAAGGAUCCUCUACGUCUAAAGCAAUCUUUCGAUGGUAGUAGUAAGCCUAUUAGAUCUAGAAGAUCAUCGAUAUUGCCAAAAGAGCAACCGAUCCCAAGAAGUAGCCCUGCUAGAGUACCUGCUCAGCAAUUGCUUAUGCCUACACCGACUGAUGACGAAGAAAUUCAACGCUUGAAAGAGCGAGCUAGAGCGGUUAUGGCAGCUGAUUCUGGGAAAAAGUUACAAAAGCGUGGGUUGGAUGACGAUGAAGAUUUGUUUGAGAGAGCAAAGAGAAUUAGGGACAGGAUGGAUGAAGAUUCCGAGUGGCUAAGGCGAGAAGUUGAUAGGUAUUCGGAAAGCAGAAGUGGAUCAUGGUCAUAG